Psylliodes chrysocephalus is the source of this 1028-nucleotide messenger RNA. The record is from the annotation of a GenBank genome assembly. Lineage: Eukaryota; Metazoa; Arthropoda; Insecta; Coleoptera; Chrysomelidae.
AACACUGCUCAUUGACUUUGACGGUAAGAGUUGUUGACUUUUUAUUUUUCUAUGGUUGUUGAUGUUUAUACACUUGCUUUUGUCAGUUCAAAAUUUUCAAUAUAAUUUUUAUGUGAAAAUGGAAAGUUCUGUUGUUCUACAAGAUAUUAAGAAUUGUAUUCUUCAAUAUCAGUACCCCUUAGCAAAUAGCAUGAGUGAUGAGGAUUUAGGAGAUAUUUUCAAGCCUUCAAAUCGAUGUUUUUUAAUAAGCUGGAUGCUUAAAUUGGUCGGUUAUUACGAUGUAGGACAAAAUGAAAAGAAUGUUUACAUACUAGGACAACGUCUAUAUGAAAAUGGAUUUUGCACGAAGAAAGAAAGGUUGCCGUUUAUGAAUGGAACCUUAAAUACUUCAGAACAGUUUAAGAUUUUACAAAGAAUAUUUGCAUUCAUAAAAAAUAUAAAAGAUCCGGUUAAUAAUACUCAUACAGAGCCUGUUUCAUUUAAUGAAUUAGAAAAUCUUUUCCAAAAUAAUACAAAUUUAUUUCCAAUGUUUGGAGAAAUUAAAAUAUUGGAUGAACAUAAAACAAAUAAACUAGAAACUGAAAACCAAAAUGGAAUCUAUAAAGAAAAUAUUAUGAGGUCUAAUAAUUACAAUGUUCCUGAAAUGGCUGAAGAUAUUCAACUAGAUUUGUCUAACAUGAAAAAUUUGGCUGAAAGUUAUGAAAGGCCCAAAAAUAUUAGUGACAGUAGUAUUAUAUUCGAUCAAGAGACUUUAGAUGAAUUUAAGAAAUGCUAUGGAAAUAUUAAAUUAAUUGCCCAAUUUAUGAAAGAUAUACAUACAAUAGAAGAAUUCACUAACAACACAGAAGAUAUAUUAGGAAUUGGUCAUAAAACAAAUGAUGGGUUAUUAAAAGAUAUCUGUGAAGAAAUUUGUAUUAUAAUACGGCAUCAAAAAUUGUAAUACUAGAUCUUCAUAAAACGUAUGGUUUUAAAUUUUUUUAUUCUGUCAUAUUUUUGCAGAAAUUUAAUUGUUAAAUAUAGAGUUAAGA